This is a messenger RNA of Verticillium dahliae VdLs.17, 1413 nucleotides long. RefSeq names its product fyv-10. The coding region runs from base 1 to 1413 and encodes 470 amino acids. The transcript has 3 exons. Gene Ontology annotation, biological process: proteasome-mediated ubiquitin-dependent protein catabolic process. Gene Ontology annotation, cellular component: GID complex; cytoplasm; nucleus. Gene Ontology annotation, molecular function: ubiquitin protein ligase activity; protein binding. Lineage: Eukaryota; Fungi; Ascomycota; Sordariomycetes; Glomerellales; Plectosphaerellaceae. The record is from RefSeq and is a predicted model, not a curated record.
AUGGGCGACCACCAGCACUCCACCAUCAAACACCAGGACCAUGUCCUCCUUGACCAACCCCUCCUCCGCCUGCCGUACGAACUCUUACGAAACAAUUUUCGAGCAGCUCACUUCACCGUCGAGAAGGAGAGCACUUCCAUCAAGGCCCUCCUCAAAGACACGGCCACCGCCUCGGUCAAUGGGCGGGCCUCGCCCGAUCAGGUCUUGCAGAAUCUCGACGCCAUGAUCGCCAAGAUGCGGGGCGUCAAACGAAAACUCACGACCUAUGCCGACGAGGAGGCCCGCCUCUAUCAUCAGACCGAAGCCCGCAUCGCCCAUCUAGGCGAGCUCUAUGGCAUGCACAGCUUUGACGAUGUCAAGUACGAGACCUGGAGCCGUAAGAGGCUCGACCGCCUCUUGGUUGACUACCUUCUGCGGCAAGGCUACAACGACAGCGCCCAUGCGUUGACUGCAGAGAAGAACAUGGAGGAUCUCGUCGACGUCCAGACGUUUGUCUCGAUGAGCAGGAUUCAGGAGUCAUUACGUGGUGGCAGCGUUGCCGAAGCACUUGCUUGGUGCCAAGACAACAAGAAGGAGCUGCGCAAGAAAGAUAGCAGUCUCGAGUUCAUGCUUCGCUUCCAGCAAUACGUCGAGCUCCUCCGCAGCCACAAGUACCUCGAGGCCAUCGCCCACCUCAAAAAGUACAUCGUCCCCUACAAGUCUGUCUACCCGGACCAGUGCCGCAAGGCCUUUGGACUCCUCGCCUACUCCGACGCCGACGCGGCCGCCAACACAACCUACGCCGCCCUCUACAGCCUCGACCGCUGGACCAACCUCGUCGACAUAUUCACCAACAACCACAACGAGCUCCUCGCCCUGCCCCGCCUGCCCCUUCUCCACAUCGCCCUCUCCUCCGGCCUUUCUGCCCUCAAGACACCCGCCUGCCAUUCCUCCAGCGCCGUCGCCUCCUUCACGACCACGAUACCCUUCUCCCCGGAACAGUACCCCGAGACCAACGCCGGCAUCCCGCUGUCCUCGUCCAACGAAGCCCAGCGCUGGCGCCAGUCUCAGCAGCAACAAGACCACGACAUGCAGCCAGAGCCCUCCGGCGACGGCGCCCGCUCCCAGAAUCCUCACCCCCACCACCAUCACCAUCAACAGGCCCGCCCAGCCGCCAUCUCGAGCCCCGCCGCGUCCUGUCCCAUCUGCUCCACCGAGCUCAACGACCUCGCGCGCAACGUCCCGUACGCCCACCACACCAAGAGCCACGUCGACACGGACCUCCUGCUGCUGCCGAACGGCAACGCCUUUGGCAAGGACCGCCUCGAGGACUAUGCGCGCAAGUCCGGGCUCGAGCCCGAGGUUGAGGUCAAGGAUCUCAAGACGGGGGCGACGUAUCAUGCCGAGGAGCUCAAGAAGGUGUACAUUACGUGA